CGCUGUCGCUGUCCGAUCGCUAUCAAAAGCAAAACGGGAGUUCUUCACGCGAACGGUGGGCACGCACUCCAUGUUAUAGAUUCCGAGUAGCAUAGAAGACUUUCCAUGUCGGCAUUGUGAAUGUAAAAGAUGAGUGACUAUUCAGCGGUAGCGCCGCCACCACAGCAGAAUUUCAACACAUCGUCGGCGUUUGCCGCCGCCCUCCAACGAGCGAAACAAAUAGCGGCAAAAAUCAACCCUACCGCGGGCGCGGGACAGAAGCGGCCUUUGGAAGAUGGGCAAGAAGAGGGAUUAAUUUUAGAGCCCGAUAGCAAGAAACUAGCAACUUCAAUGGUUGGAAAUGUUCCCAGACCAAUGGGACAGAGUAUGGGGCAGCCGGCCCUUGGGGGUGGACCUCAGAUUAAUGAAGACAUCAAGGUCCCUGAUAAAAUGGUUGGAUUGAUAAUAGGAAGGGGUGGCGAACAAAUAACGCGCUUACAGGUCGAGUCCGGCUGUAAGAUUCAGAUGGCACCCGACUCUGCUGGUCAGCCGGAACGCGUUUGCUCGUUGUCGGGCUCGCGUGAGGCUAUCACCAGAGCAAAGGAGCUCAUCAUGAAUAUCGUGCACCAGCGCGGACGUUCCGAAGGCAUCGCCGGGCUCGAUCUUGGACCCGGACUUGGACAGGGUGCAAAUGGCAAUGCGGGGCGUAACUUUGUGGAAAUAAUGGUUCCCGGCCCGAAAGUCGGAUUGAUAAUCGGCAAGGGCGGGGAAACAAUAAAACAAUUACAGGAACGUUCCGGUGCCAAAAUGGUUGUCAUUCAAGAUGGUCCCAAUCAAGAACAGGAAAAACCUCUACGCAUUAGCGGCGAUCCCGCGAAAGUAGAAUACGCAAAACAAUUGGUUUAUGAUCUGAUAGCUGAAAAAGAAAUGCAGGCUUUCAAUCGAGGAGGAAGUGGCGGUGGAGGCCAGGGCGGAGGAGGUGGUCGCGAUCGUGGUGACCGUGGAGGUCAAGGUUUCCAAGGUGGCAACGACUAUGGUAAUGGUGGCGGCGGUGGCGGAGGAGGCGGCAAUGAAGUAGAAGUACUAGUUCCAAGGGCAGCUGUCGGUGUUGUUAUCGGCAAGGGAGGAGAUAUGAUAAAGAAAAUCCAAGCUGAAACCGGCGCAAGAGUGCAAUUCCAACAAGCCAGAGACGAAGGACCCGGCGAGAGGCGGUGUUACCUCUCUGGCAAACCACAGAAUGUCGAACAAGCUCGUCAAAGAAUAGAGGAGCUUAUCGAUAGUGUAAUUCGACGUGAUGGCGACGGAAACGGCGGUGGCCGAAACGGUGGCGGCAACCGAGGCAACAGAGACAGGUUUGACGGACGGGGAAAUGGCCGGAAUGGUGGAAAUGAUUAUCAGGGUUGGGAUGAUCGGCGGCAGUCCGCUGAGGUAACGUUCACAGUGCCUGCUUCCAAAUGUGGCGUUAUUAUUGGCCGAGGUGGCGACACGAUAAAGCAGAUUAACAUGAAUUCGGGUGCGCAUUGCGAGCUUGAUCGGCGCUCACCAGCACAUCCAAAUGGUGACAAAACUUUUAUUAUUCGUGGCGAGCCGGAGCAAAUUGAGGCGGCGAAGCGUAUUAUUAGCGAUAAGGUUCAACUACCCAUCAAUUUUGUUGCGGCGGGUGGUAAUGUCUCCAAUGCUCUCCCUACUGGUUACAAUCCCCAGGGUUGGGGCGUGCCAGGCUUCCAGCAGCAGUGGAACGGUCCACAACAAGCCGGUAACGGUGCCGAUGGAGGACAGCAAGCUGGUGUACCUGGUGGCAGUGUACAAAUGCCAGGAGGAGCGGGUCAACCAGAUUAUUCACUGCAAUGGGCUGAGUACUACCGGUCCCUGGGCAUGCAUCGAGAAGCAGAGAUGAUAGAACAACAGUCGAAAACCAAAGGUCCCACACCUACUAGUGCGCCAACGCCAAGUUUAGCGAACGCUGCGAAUCCCACGCAUUCAGCAACUGCACAAGCAGCAGCGGCCGCUGCUGCAGCAGGAGGUGCGCAACCUGCAGCGAAUGGUCAACCAGAUUACAGCGCUCAGUGGGCGGAUUAUUAUCGCAGCUUGGGCAAACAUAAAGAAGCUGAAGCGAUUGAAGCGCAGAUGAAAAACAAAAGUUCUGCACCGCCAGCUGGUACCCAACCAAACCUGCAAUCUUCGCAGGCAUCGAUGACGACAGCUUACCAGCAGUCGUACGGUGCAUACCAAGGACAAACAGGUUAUUAUGGUGCGCAAGCUGGACAGACAGCAUCCGUUCCGCAAGGCGCUGCCGGUCAAUAUAACUUUGGUUACGGUUAUGGCGGUGCCCCGGCACGCAGGGCAAGCCCCACCGCAGACGCAGCAGCCGUCCUCCGACUGAAUGAUCUCAACAACGCGCCCCCAGUCGGCAUCGACACACAAAACAUAAAUCCUAUGAAUAUCGCCGCCGCCACUUGAAUUUGCCAUUUUAUGUCUCGGUCAUCAAUUGCCAAGGACGGCGUGCUUGACUAAUUUUCGCAAAUUACGGUUGUUAAACAAAAAAAAAAUAAGACGAACCUAUGAUGAACCAUGCUGAUGAUGAUGCAGACGAUGAACAUUACCAUAACAUGUGCAUAAUGUGUAUCCCUUUGAUGAAAACGUUAUUGGUGUUUGAUACUGAUGCUAUUGAAGGUUGAACAUUCACAUUGAACAUGUUUGAUUGCGAUUUGUUGGGUUGGUUGUUGCCGAAAGCGUAGAAUUUAGGUGCGUCGGAUGCGGCGCUGAAGAAAUCAUCUCGAAGACAGCCGAAGAUAUUCACCAGCCGCUUAAAGUUACAAAUCAUUCUAUGAACUCUUUAAUCGAAAAGUAUUAAGCGUAUUAAGUGCUCUAUUCGGCGACGCGCGCAAGAGGAAUGUGCGAAAUUAUAUAUUUGCGAUUGUUUGUUUAUUAAGUAUAAUCGAUUUCUUUCGUUGAAUAUGUUUCUCUUUCAUCGUACAUUCGGUAUAAGUUAAGUAAUGGUUUAAUCCAUGCGACUUUACUUAUUCCGACGUAUAUUUGCUUUUGUAAUGGCUUAAUACGUAUACUUUUUGUUCACUUUUAUAAAAUAUUAAUUUAACUUUCUCACGUACCGCUUAAUUAUGAAAGAAUUAAAGAAUUUAAACUUCAAUGACGAGAAAGUAAUGGUAUAAUAUAUUAGAUAUAGGAAUGAUGAAAGACGUUAAGCUACAUACUAAGAACUUGAAUAAUUGAUUGUACAUAGAAUAUUUUGAAGUAUGCAUAGCAGAUUGGAGAGUUGACGAAUUUGAAAAUAAAACGAAACGUUGAAAAUGUCUUCUACAAAACAAAAUUUAAGAAUAAAAUUACUGAAUAUUCAAACUUAAUGCACGAUUAAGAGAAUAAAUAAUUAUAUAGCUUCCAGAUUACAUUUAAAUACGUUUACGACGAAUUAAAGAAAGCUUAGAUAGUAGUUAGUUACAACAUAUUUAGCGUAAGAAUAAGUACAUAAUUGAAAAGAUAAGUUUUAAAUUUACUGGCCAUACUGGACACAACUCAUGAACAUCAACACGACUAACAACACAAAUGUAGCAUUAUAAGCGAUGACAUGAUUAUAGAAACAUAAAUGGUUCACACACGUUUGUAGGUUUUCCUUGGCGAAAGAAAUAAUUUCGAUCAUAUGUAUUCAAUUCAUUAAUCAUUAUUUUAUAUUAUAUAUAUGCUCAUGUAUUUUCUAUUUUCGUACGUUGCAACAAAUUGUGCAUUGAUUUUUGCAGGUGGCAACCCACUAUUCACAAAUUUGUGUAGCUCAAAACUUGCGUCAAAUUUCAUAAACUGUGUAUGUAUAGCAAUGUGUUGCAGGAUUGCGCAUGCAGAUUGUACAUUUUUAGGCAUCGUGGAUGGACUGACCUAUGAGGAACGCAUUUUGUUUUUAUCAAAUGAAAAAUGAAUCUCGUGUUGGCCACGCAUAUAUAUCUAUUAACAUAUUAACGUCUUUUACUAUAAUAUUCGUAAUAUUUUUGUUUCUUUGCCACGCAACGUCGUUAUUUUCCUAUGUUCUCUGAUAUAACUUGACGAUUUGUAUUAACCAUGAGACCGAAGACAUUUUUGAACACACACACAUAAACAUGAUUAUUCAUAUUCUAUCUAUACUCGAUAGCGAAUAAUAUUUAAUAAGUAUGCUCUUAUAUUAUGAUUAUGAUAUGAUUACGAUUAAACAUUAAUACCAU
Dalotia coriaria is the source of this 4184-nucleotide messenger RNA. Its product is annotated as far upstream element-binding protein 3-like. NCBI's taxonomy places the organism in Eukaryota, Metazoa, Arthropoda, Insecta, Coleoptera, Staphylinidae. The record is from RefSeq and is a predicted model, not a curated record. The transcript has 11 exons. Gene Ontology annotation, biological process: mRNA processing; regulation of alternative mRNA splicing, via spliceosome; regulation of DNA-templated transcription. Gene Ontology annotation, cellular component: nucleus; cytoplasm. Gene Ontology annotation, molecular function: mRNA binding. Bases 130 to 2439 code for a protein of 769 amino acids.